AUGCAUUUGGAUAAUAUACCAAGAAACGAGUUGGUUGAAACUCCUUUGAUUGAUGAUAUCGAUGCAAAUGGUUAUUUGGUUAACAGUGUGGAUUUAGAAACUGAAUGUAACAGUCAAAAUGUGGAUGUGGAUUUAGGUACUGGUGAGUAUCUUGAUUCUUAUGAAGAUGAAAAUACAUUUAAUGAUGAUAAUAUUAUCGGGAGGGUGUUUAAUACCCAUGAAAAUGCAUAUACGUUUUAUAAUCAAUAUGCUUUUCUACAUGGAUUUGGUAUACGUAUUCAUUGGGACUAUAAAAAUAAAACAACAAAUGAGAAAUAUCGAAAGUUGUUUGUGUGCAACAAAGAAGGCUUCAAAAAGGUGAAGGAUCAUGGUUCUAGUGGGGAUUCUAAGAUAAGUCGUAGAGAAACAAGAACAGGUUGUGACGCUCGACUUCGCGUUUCAAAAACAAAAGACGGUAAAUGGCAUGUGGAUAAGUUUAUUGAUGCACACAAUCAUGAGUUAAGUACUACACCGCAAAAAGUAAUGAAACACCGUUCUCACAGUAAGUUUCACCGCUCCAUGGCUUGCAGAUCUCUUAUGUUGAACCUUGGUCAGUCGGGUUUGAGGCCCUCACAAAUCAAGAAAGCUGUAAAUGCAAUUAAGUCUCCAUUUGAAAUUGAAGUUACCUCUAAGCAAUGCGUUGAUGUUUUGUCUCAGCAACGAAAACAAUACAAAGGCAAAGAGUUUUAUGGGCUAAUAAAACAUCUUCAAGAUAAAUCAAAAAGAGAUUUGAACCAGUACUUUGAGAUUGACUUGUUUGCCGACGGAUCUCCAAGAAAUAUAUUUUGGGCUGAUGGAAGAUCAAGAGAUGCUUAUUUGAAAUUUGGAGAUGUUGUUGUGUUUGAUGUUACGUAUAUGACCAACAGAUUUAGGUUGCCAUUUGCUCCAUUUGUCGGGGUGAAUCAUCAUGGUCAAUCUAUACUUUUUGGUGGUGCAUUGCUAGAAAACGAAAAGGAAGAGACUUUCCAAUGGUUAUUUGAGCAUUUCCUAAAGUGCAUGUUUAACAAGUAUCCUGCUGCAAUAAUAACCGAGCAGGAUAAAGCUAUAGGCAAUGCAAUUUGCAAAGUUUUUCCAAACACCCGACAUCGCUAUUGUGUUUGGCACAUUAACAGGCACGAGUUGGAACAUUUGAACCAAUUUGCAUCCCGCUUUAGUGAUUUCCAGGAGUCUUAUAAACGAUGGGUAAAGAGUGAUACAACCAAGGAAUUUGAAACCCAAUGGGAAGUUAUAAAUUCUAAGUAUAACUUAGAUAGUAGUAAUUGGAUGGUGGAGAUGUAUAAGCUACGAAACUUUUGGGUUGAAGCUUUCUUCAAAGAUAUUUUUUUGGCAGGCAUGACAACUAGCCAACGAAGUGAGAGCAUCCAUUCUUACUUUGAUGGAUAUGUUAAUUCAAAUACCAUGUUGAAUGAGUUUGUAAUCCAAUAUGAUAAAGCUGUUGAUGAUCGGAGGGUUGCCGAAGAAGAUGAAGACUUUCAGACUAUAAACACGUUGCCGGUUCUUUCGUCGGUUCAUCCAAUAGAAGCAAAAGCUGGUAAACUUUUAGUCUUCAAAAAGGAAUGGAUAGAAGCAACUAAUAAUUUAACUCAUGAGACUUUAAGCAAGAGUAUGGAAGAAAGUAGUUAUAAGGUUGGUCAACUGAAUGUUGAUAAAAAAUAUUGGAGAACUGUCAAGGUUUUCUUCUUGAAUAAGGUGGAUGCUAGGUGUUCAUGUGCUAUGUUUGAAACACAUGGGAUAUUAUGCAAGCAUAUCUUAUAUGUAAUGAAGAAGAAGAAUGUUGAGACCCUUCCUGAUCAUUACAUUCUGCCUAGGUGGACAAUUGCUUCCAGGUAUAGGGCUGGUAGUGUUAGUAUCGAAGACCCAAAUAGUGAAAAUGAAGUUAGUGCCUUAACUUUAUGGUGUGUUCAUAACAACUAUACAAAAGCCGUUGAUCAAGCAAGAGACUCUCCGAAUGAAAUUAACAGGCUAAAUGCUUUCUUCUUGAAGUUUUUAGAAGAGCAAAUGAAGCGUAAAAAGCCAACUAUGCUUGAGAAUAAAAAUAAAGAUUCUAAUGUACGAAUUUCUCAAGUAGACGCGAUGCCCCAAAUGUCUGUCAGGGAUCCUGCUAAUCGUGCUAACACUAAAGGGCGCCCAAAAAAGGCAACCAGAAUUAAGCCUUUUAUAGAAGUAAGGAAAAAGAAGACAUGUUCCUAUUGUGGAGGAUUGGGUCACUACAAAACUGGGUGUCCAACAAAGAAGGUUAAUGAUUCUUUGGGAAAGAAACAGUGA
Molecule: messenger RNA, 2304 nt
Organism: Erigeron canadensis
Lineage: Eukaryota; Viridiplantae; Streptophyta; Magnoliopsida; Asterales; Asteraceae
Product: protein FAR1-RELATED SEQUENCE 9-like
Exons: 3
Coding region: 1-2304 (767 amino acids)
Biological process (GO): regulation of DNA-templated transcription
Molecular function (GO): nucleic acid binding; zinc ion binding
Source: RefSeq, a predicted model, not a curated record